This is a messenger RNA of Xiphophorus couchianus (Monterrey platyfish), 1907 nucleotides long. Its product is annotated as integrin beta-like protein A. The record is from RefSeq and is a predicted model, not a curated record. Lineage: Eukaryota; Metazoa; Chordata; Actinopteri; Cyprinodontiformes; Poeciliidae. The transcript is spliced from 11 exons. The coding region runs from base 23 to 1291 and encodes 422 amino acids.
UAGCAGAACUGAUUCGUUCAUCAUGUUGCUCUCUGUGCUGCUGGUGAUGAUGGUGAUCAGCUGGACAGAAGCUGUUUAUACUGGUACUGUGAUUACACACACCACUAAAAAUGUACAAGGAAACAGUUUUACACUUGUGCGUCGCUAUAAGUUUGGCCACAGCUCAUGUGGAGAGACUGAGUCAUUUAUUUCUUGUUCUGGCUGUACUCAGAAGAUUGAUGAAAGCAGCGGUGAAUGGUGUCUGAGAGAGUAUCCCACAUGGGGCAGUAGGAGUUUCAUCGGUUAUUACUAUGGGUUGAAUCCUGGAACCUGGAUAAACAACAAAAACGGCAUUUCAACUGGCCUCGCUAAGGUGUUUGUUGAAGGGAGAAAACGAUCUGACAUUAACAGACCAAACUCAUCACCAAAGACCGGCAUCCUUCCUGUUAUGAGAGUUCCCUCAAACUGUCAGAGGAAUAUCCGCUUGUUGACCUUUGACCCUGAUGGAGACCAUGUUCAAUGCAGAAAUGGAUCAGGUUCCAAUGAGUGCUACACCUGCACACCUCCGUCUGUCCUCAGUCUCUCAUCGUCUUGUUCCCUUUCAUUCAGUCCAACCAGCAGCAAAGUUGAAGGUUCAUAUGCAGUUCAGCUGAUGAUGGAGGAUUUUCCCAGUCAGACCAUCGCUCUGACUGAUAACACUGGUUCAACAGCGUCGAUAAGCUCCAAGAUUUCUAUGAGCAGAAUCCCUGUCCAGUUUGUUUUCAAAGUGGAUCCUGCAGCUCCGUCCUGCACAGCAGGUGAAUAUCUGCCCAGGUUUCUGCCUCCAACUCCUGAACAUGGAGCUCAGUUCUUCAUAAACGUUACUGAGACGAUAGAAAUCAACAUCACAGCAGAGGCGACUCAGUCUGUGAUCACUGAGCUCCUGUUCAGCGGACCGUUCAACAUGACCAAGAGUUCGUCUGGUUCAGGAUAUUUCACCCUGACAUGGACGCCGUCUGACAGUCAAAAUGAUGAUAAUGAAAGCCAUCCCAUCUGUUUUGCUGUCCAGGCAAAUGCCUCCAGUUCUAUCUACCAGUCUGAGCUUCGAUGUGUCAUUGUGAGGGUUGGAAACAUACCUUUCAUAGCGAUUCCAAGUCCUCCUACAACAUCUCGUCUUACGGUUCUGAAGCUGAAGAUCUUGACUACGCUGUCACUGAAAGACAAUAAAGAUAAAAUUGAGAAAGCGAUUAAAGAUGAACUGAUCAGACGAGGGCUGCCUGCAGACAUAAAGGUCCGCCUGCUGAGCGACGGUUCAGUGAAGGUUAAUAACUAACCGCCCCCUAGUGGCUAACAAUGAGAAUGAAUCUGAUCCAUGCAGUAAAAUAUUUAUCUGGGUUUAUCUGUUUUUACUUCCUGUACCUUCUAUGUAGGGCUUAUGGUUGCUUUAGGUAGUCGGACUAAACUUAGUUAUGAAAUUAAGCAAAAAUAGAGAGAAUUUCUAUUUCUGUGUGAAUUAAAAAAAAAAUCAUGAUACUUUCAUAAAGAAGUUAAUGAAACAGCUUCCCCCUAGUGGCUAAAUAUGAGAAUGAAUCUGUUUCAUUAAGAGAAAUGUAUCUGUUUUAAUUUUAGGGACUUGUGUUUGUUUUAGGUAGUGGACUAAACGUAGUUAAGAAAAUAAUUUUUUUUCUGUGUGACAAUCUUUACAAAAUGCAGAUAAUUCCUCUUCCAUGUGUAACAUUUAUGGCUGUGGGUCUUUUAUUGACCUUAAUAUCAUAUCAUAUGUUCUGUGGUGGUAUUUCUGUGGAGCUCAUGAUUUUUGUGUGAUCAUUUUGUUUGCAUAUUUUGUAUGUGGAGAUUUUAUAAAUGCAUAUUGGCUGGAAAACAGUGGAGUAUAAAAUAAAAUCAAUAUUGAGAGUCUUCAAAAAAAGCGUUUUAAAUGAAUAAAUAAU